AAUUUUAGUGAGUAAAUGCGUUUUGUUUUUUACUCAUUAAUCGGAAGAAGAAAAAUGAAAAAAAGAAAAUAAAUGUAGAAUGGGUUAUUGGCGCCCACUGAAAUCUCCAAAGAAAACUCUUUCCCUUUUCCCUUUCAACAGAAGAUUCUGAUAAUUGCUUAAAAAUCGGAACAGAAUCUACAGAAACCAAAUAAUAAUAAUAAUAAGGCUCUCUCUCUUUUUCUGUUUCUGAGUAUGAGUUAAAGUUAUUGCUUUGGAAGAAGAAGAUGACUUGGAGAAGAGUGUUGAAGUCGGCGCAGUCUUUGGCAGCGCAUAGCCUGCUUUUCUGUUUCACGCUUUUGCUCCUUCUUAAGCUGGAUCAUGUCGUUUCUUACUCUUGGUGGACAAUAUUUUUCCCACUUUGGAUGUUUCAUGGAGUUGUUGCGCGUGGAAGAUUUUCCUUACCUGCUCCAUCUGUCCCUCAUAAUCGUCAAUGGGCACCAUGUCAUGCCAUUGUUGCGACACCACUAUUAAUUGCAUUUGAGCUGCUUCUUUGUAUAUAUCUUGAGAGUGUAAAUGUUCAUGGUUUUGCUGCUGUAAACUUGAAGAUUGUGUUUCUUCCACUGUUGGCGUUUGAAAUAAUUGUUCUAAUUGACAAUUUCAGGAUGUGCAGGGCUCUGAUGCCAGGAGAUGAUGAAAGCAUUAGUGAUGAAGCAAUAUGGGAGACACUACCUCACUUCUGGGUUGCAAUUUCUAUGGUCUUCUUUGUUGCUGCUACAGUCUUCACCCUUCUGAAGUUAUGUGGUAAUGUUGGUGCUCUUGGCUGGUGGGAUUUAUUCAUAAAUUUUGGUAUUGCUGAGAGCUUUGCUUUUCUUGUUUGUACAAAGUGGUCUAAUCCCGUAAUUCAUAGAAAUUCCCCUGCAAUAGAAGCUGGUCCAUCUACCACAGCUAUCAGAUAUCUUGACUGGAACAGUGGCUUAGUAGUUACACCAGAUGAAGACCAGCAUCAGGAUACAGUGUGUGGCCUGCAAGAAAUUGGUGGUCACAUCAUGAAAAUUCCUAUAAUCGGUUUCCAAGUCCUCCUCUGCAUGCAUUUAGAGGUUUGUGUAUCAUUGGUGGUCUUGUCUAUGAUUGGGGUAUGUUGUCAACAAAUCUAUGAUUGUUUCAAAUUUCAGGGAACACCUCCUGAUGCUAGAUAUAUACCGCUUCCAAUUUUGUUCUGUCCUCUUUUCCUACUGCAAGGUGCUGGUGUGCUGUUUGCUGCAUCAAGGUUACUAGAGAAAAUUGUACUUUUACUACGGAGUGGGGCUGGCACAGGGUUAUACUUCAGAUUUUCGUCUAGAGCCCAUGAUUGCAUGGGAUUCUUGCACCAUGGUUCUAGGUUAUUGGGUUGGUGGUCAAUUGAUGAAGGAAGCAGAGAGGAACAGGCACGACUUUACUAUGAUGGGGCCUCUGGGUAUAACACCUUCUCUGGUUAUCCACCUGAGAUAGUUAAGAAAAUGCCUAAAAAGGAUCUAGCUGAGGAGUUUGUUUCAUCUCAGGUUUGGAGGCUUCAGGCAGCUCUUGGUGAGCAAACAGAAAUCACAAAAUAUAGCCAGCAGGAGUUUGAGAGACUUCAAAAUGAGAAAGUGUUAUGUAGGGUUUGCUUUGAGAGAGAGAUUAGUGUGGUUUUGCUCCCCUGUAGGCAUCGUAUUCUUUGCAGUACCUGCUGUGAGAAGUGUAGAAAAUGCCCAAUCUGUCGUGUCUCCAUUCAGGAACGCUUACCUGUAUAUGAUGUUUAAUUUCUAACUUGGCAACUUUUCUGUAAAAGUGGGAUUGCACGGUAAACAUCAAAUACCUGAACAGGUCAGAUAUUUUUAUUAAGUUUUCACACUAGAGAGUGUUGCUUGUUUGAAUUGACAUGAGCUAGUAUGGAUAUACAGAGAAUGCACUUGCUAUAAUAACAAGAAGAUUUUUCCCCCUUAUUUUCUUUUUUAAUCCUAGGAAAUGUAAAUAUAGUUUCCUGAUAGGAACAAUAUUCUGACAUUGGAUUGUAAGGUUUGCUAGCUUGUUGACUGGAUUAACAGUGCAGAAUGACGUGUUUUGAUCCUUUUUUUUUUUGGUAAAACUGUAGAAUUAAUUCCAUUCCCCAGUGUAUUCAUUUCAUUCCUUUUGUUGGUUCUUGCACAAGUAACUUUUUGCUCAUAGUUAAUCAACAGGUUAGAAAUUUUGUUUUAGUAGGCUUAUGUAUAAUAAGCAAGCACCAUAUAAAAAAUACAAAUAUUAAGAAAAAAGGUUUAACGUAAAAUUUAAAAUAUAGAUGUUAGAGAAUAAUAACCUAAGCAUACUUUCUCAUUACUAUAACUAAAUAUUGUUAUGAUGACUGUGUGUUAGUGUUUCACAAUCAUCAUUAUUAAGUUACAAUAUGAAUAUAUACUGAAUGACCUCAUUGCUGAUUGAUAUAAUCAAGCAAAUAUUUCUUUUCUCAACAUAUGUAACUAGACAACAAUUUAGCCAUUGAUUAACCAUUCAGUUAUGCAAUAUGAUAUUAAUAAUUAGUUUGGUCGUAAGGAAGACCCUAUCUACAUUUGUAGUUUCAUUUGGUAGAAUCAAUUUUAAUAUUAGAAGCAAAUAACUCGAUGGAUAAACAAUUGCAAACGUAGAAAUUGAUUCAGACAUAUCAAAAAGUAAUUCAAUCACAAAAAUGUUAUACUAGAAGUGACCUAACUAAAAUUUAUUUUGACUACUAUCAAAUUAACAUUUUUAUUACCUUAAAUUGAAUGCAUUCGAUAUAUAACCUUGUAAAAGGUAUUUCAAAAUAUGGGAACUUCAAAUUUGGCAUGGUACUUCAACUGAUAGAAAACUUUUAGCAUUAUUUAAUUGGAGAACCAAGAGAGUUUGAGGGAGAGUUUGAGUAGCGGUAAGAAAGGCAAGGAACAGGCAAAAUAGGUAAGCAUGGUUGAUAGUGCUGUCAAUAGGGCAAAUGAAUGCUGAUAUUGAGCUAGUCAUUUUUUCCCAGUGAAGACAUUAUUAAUGUAAAGGUAGGUUCUAAAUGGUUAGAAUGUGAAGUGAUAAUGGAUUUUACUUCAUUCUUUUAAUUAUUUAUUU
Molecule: messenger RNA, 3066 nt
Organism: Durio zibethinus
Lineage: Eukaryota; Viridiplantae; Streptophyta; Magnoliopsida; Malvales; Malvaceae
Source: RefSeq, a predicted model, not a curated record